Molecule: messenger RNA, 6051 nt
Organism: Ictidomys tridecemlineatus (thirteen-lined ground squirrel)
Lineage: Eukaryota; Metazoa; Chordata; Mammalia; Rodentia; Sciuridae
Source: RefSeq, a predicted model, not a curated record
CCAGAGUGCACUGCGACCGGUGGAGUCCUCCAAUCGGCGCUCGCCGGCAGGGGCCACUUCCGUAGAGAGGAACGGCGGAGCGGCCUGUGUGCAUGGCGCUGUUCCCAGCCUUUGCGGGCGUUAGUGAGGCCCCCGAUGGUGGGGGUUCCAGGAAAGAAUUAGACUGGCUGAGUAACCCAAGUUUUUGUGUCGGAACUGUAACUACCCUGAGCCAACAAACUGAAGAGGCCACAGCUCUUGUUUCUGAAGGGUCAUCACCAACAAGGAGUCCUCCGAAAUCAGAGCCUUCAGAUGAAAGUGAUGCUAGCAGAAAGCUCACACAAAUAAGCAGGAGAAAGAAGAAGGAAAAAAAGAAAAAAAGGAAGCAUCAGCACCACAAGAAAACCAAGAGGAAGCACCGGCAGUCGAGCAGCAGCGAGUCUGAGCCAGAUUCUGAUUCAGGAAAGGACAGAUCUUCCAGGAGCAUCAGAAGCAGCCAGAAUCAAGCUGAGAAACCCAAUCAAGGAAAUAAUACUGCUGCUGAUGCUGGACUUCGUUCUGUCUGGCUUGAGGACAUUCAGUCUCUGACAGGAGAAACCUUCAGAACAGAUAAGAAACCCGAUCCUGCAAACUGGGAGUAUAAGUCUCUCUACCGAGGGGAUAUUGCAAGAUACAAGAGGAAAGGAGACUCCUGCCUGGGCAUUAACCCGAAGAAGCAGUGCAUAUCUUGGGAAGGGGCUUCCUCAACAAAGAAGUGUGCGCACAGGCACGUUGAACGCUAUUUUACGAAGAAGAGUGUGGGGUUGAUGAGCGUUGAUGGCGUUUCUGUUAGCAGUAGAACUGAUCCUCCCUCUGCAGAGCCGGUCUUGUUUAUCCCCGUGAAGGACUUGGAUGAUAUGGCUUCUCCUGUUACAACCUGGUUGAAUCCUUUGGGGAUUUAUGAUCGGUCAACCACACAGUGGUUACAAGGACAGGGUCCUUCAGAAGCAGAAUCAAAGCAGCCAGACUCACAGCUGGACAGAGAGAAUGCUCUUCUCAAGGCAAAGGUGGAGGAGUUUAAUAGGAAGGUUCGGGAGAACCCUCGGGAUAUUCAGCUGUGGAUGGCAUUUGUUGCUUUUCAGGAUGAGGUCAUGAGGAGUCCUGGCCUGUAUGCUAUGGAGGAAGGAGAACAGGAGAAGAGAAAGAAGUCCCUGAAGCUCAUCCUGGAGAAGAAGCUGGCCAUCCUGGAGCGGGCCAUUGAGAGCAACCAGAGCAGCAUCGAUCUCAAGCUCGCCAAGCUGAAGCUCUGUGCGGAGUUCUGGGAGCCUGCUGCGCUGGUCAAAGAGUGGCAGAAACUGAUCUUUUUACAUCCCAAUAACACGGUCCUUUGGCAGAAAUACCUUUUGUUUUGCCAGAGCCAAUUUAGCACUUUUUCAAUAUCAAAAAUUCACAGUCUUUAUGGAAAGUGCUUGAGCACUCUGUCUGCUGUUAAGGAUGGCAGCAUCUUAUCUCACCCUGCGCUGCCUGGCAUAGAAGAGGCCAUGUUUGCACUCCUUCUUCAGCAGUGCCACUUUCUGCGGCAGGCUGGCCACUCAGAGAAGGCCGUGUCUUUGUUCCAGGCCAUGAUUGACUUCACUUUCUUCAAACCUGACAGUGUGAAAGAUCUGCCUACCAAAGUACAGGUGGAAUUUUUUGAGCCCUUCUGGGACAGUGGAGAGCCACGGCCUGGGGAGAAAGGAGCGCGAGGCUGGAGGGCGUGGAUGCACCAGCAGGAGCGGGGUGGCUGGGUGGUCAUCAAUCCAGAUGAGGAUGAUGACGAGCCAGAAGAGGAUGACCAGGAGAUAAAAGAGAAGACUCUGCCCAGGUGGCAGAUCUGGCUUGCUGCUGAGCGUUCCCGAGAUCAAAGGCACUGGCGGCCCUGGCGCCCUGAUAAGACCAAGAAACAAACUGAGGAAGACUGUGAGGAUCCCGAGAGACAGGUGUUGUUUGAUGAUAUUGGACAAUCUCUGAUCAGACUUUCCAGCCAAGAGCUUCAGUUCCAGCUGAUCGAGGCCUUUCUGCAGUUCUUGGGUGUGCCUUCCGGCUUUGUCCCUCCAGCCUCCUGCCUGUACCUGGCCAUGGAUGAGAGCAGCAUCUUUGAUAGUGGACUCUGUGAUGAAAAGCCCUUGACUUUUUUCAACCUUUCAUUUUCUGGCAUUAGCUGUGUUGGCCGCAUGGACCGCUUGGGCUCUCUCCGCUGGACCAGGGGUCACAAUCGAGAGGGCGAGGAGUUCAUUCGCAAUGUCUUCCACCUUGUGAUGCCUUUGUUUUCAGGCAAGCAAAAGUCUCAGCUCUGCUUCUCCUGGUUACAGUACGAGAUUGCAAAGGUCAUUUGGUGUCUGCACACUAAAAACAAGAAGAGAUUAAAGUCACAGGGGAAGAACUGCAAAAAACUAGCCAAGAAUCUCCUCAAAGAGCCAGAAAACCGUAAUAAUUUUUGCCUCUGGAAGCAGUACGCACAUCUGGAGUGGUUGCUUGGCAACACAGAGGAUGCCCGAAAAGUUUUUGAUACAGCCCUCAGUAUGGUGGGCAGCAGCGAGCUGAAGGAUCGUGAACUUUGUGAACUCAGUCUCCUCUAUGCUGAGCUGGAGGUGGAGCUAUCACUGGACUCGGCAGGGGCCACCACGGCCCGAGCUGUUCACAUACUAACCCGACUGACAGAGAGCAGUCCCUACGGGCCCUUCACUGGGCAGGUCUUACCCACUAAUGUUUUGAAAGCUCGAAAGGCUUAUGAGCAUGCGCUACAAGACUGUGUGAGUAAGAGCUGUGUCUCUGAUCCAACUCCUCCUGACUCCUUGAACUGCCUGAGUAGCUUGGUCAAAUGCUUUAUGCUGUUCCAGUAUUUGACCGUAGGGAUUGAAGCUGCCAUGCAGAUAUAUGAACAGCUAUUUGCCAAACUGAAGGGUUCUGUUUUCUCAGAAGGCUCUGGCAUGGAGGACGGUGCCAGCUCCCAGAAUCUGACCAGUGUUCUUGAAGCCAUGACGCUGAUGCACACAAGUCUGCUGAGGUUCCACAUGAAAGUUAAUGUUUACCCUUUGACUCCGCUACGAGAGGCGCUCUCGGAGGCUUUGAGGCUGUAUCCCGGCAACCAGGUUCUUUGGAGGUCAUAUGUUCAGAUUCAAAAUAAGUCUCACAGUGCUAGCAAGACCAGAAAAUUCUUUGAUACAAUGACCAGGUCUGCCAAACCCAUGGAGCCGUGGUUAUUUGCAAUUGAAGCUGAGAAAAUGAGGAAAAGACUGGUAGAAACUGUUCAGAGGGUGGGAGGUAGAGAGAUCCACGCCACCAUCCCAGAGACUGGCUUAACACAUCGGAUCAGAGCCCUGUUUGAGAAUGCAGUGCGGAGUGACCACGGCAGCCAGUGCCCCUUACUGUGGAGGAUGUAUUUGAAUUUUUUGGGAGAGGAGAACCAUGUUGCCCUGCUCACGGCUGACACAGGAGCUACUCCAGGGAGGCUGGCCUGCAUGUUCCUUACAUGUGCGCGACUUGGCUCCAUGGGCUGAGGGUGAAGGAAGGGGGCGCCUCUGUGUGAGCUCUGUCCUGCCCCUCUGAAGACUCAUUGGCAGGAUCAGGAUGUGCACAGAGAUGGUAAAGUGUGACCAUUUGCCCACUGCAUAGGAUGCCAGUCGCUGAAACAAAUUUUCAAAAGAGUUAUUCACAAGGCAGCUGAGUGUGGAGUGGGAGGCCACACAUCUCCCUGCCUGAGGGUAGGUGUGUUGGAUAUUUAUGGGAUAAAGAAGCAGGGUGAUCUGUGGUGUGGGGAGAAUGAUUGGAGGUGAAGUAAUCUGUGUUUCAUGCACGUGUAAUGAAACUUCAUGGCUCUUUAUGAGACACAUGUACAGAAAACAGAGGUGCACCAUCUGAAGGUGGAGAUUUUGGCCCUCUGACGGCAAAAGGUCUCCACUAGACACCUGCGCAGGCCCAAAUGAAGAGUUGGUGGUUUCAACAAAUAUAGCCAAGUCCCUGAAAAGUAACCUAGGCAGCUGUUACCAUCAUGACCCACACGUCAGAGGUGUCAUCUAUAGCUUGGCUUGUGAGAGACUAAGAAUAUAUAGCUCAGCUCCGUGACCCCCAGAAUUAGUGAUUUGUAAAGCCAGUAAAAAUCAGGUAACUAAAGUGGGGAAAGGGGCUUCAGAGAGAAGUACAAAGCGUCGGUUCACAUAUAUGAGGCCAGGCCAGCCACGUUUGUUAAUUAUCAGAGUUAGGAUUCCAGUCUUCAUGGAGUCUUGGAGACUGAGGUGAGGGUUACCUUCCCUACAGUGGCUCUCAGUUUCUUGGGAGAUGCUUCUGACUGCAAAAGGUAGAUAUUUAUAACUGGGAUCCUCUCUUUUAGUAAAUGCCCGGCAGAUGGUUGGCCCCGGUGAGCAAGAGCACAUUUUUCAUAGCAGCUCUCUUCCUUCAUCAGCUCUGUCUUCUUUGGUUCCAUGCAAAGACUCAGUUGGUACCCUCAGGUGUUCCUGGCUUGCCUGAGGACACACAUUCACCCAGUCAUAAUACUGUGGGGGUGACAGGAGUGUCACAGAAACUCCAGAAAAGAGUGUAUCACCCCCCAGUUAUGUUUCAUUCCUAAAGGAAUCUUAUAAGGAGUCUUGGUUGUUAGGAUGACAUUUAGUUGGUGAUAGAGGGACCAGGAGAGCUGGUAGUGUCCAUGGACUCUUUUCUCACUUGAGGCUGUGCUCUACCCACAGGUGAAGGCAUGUCCAAGGCCAUGUCUUAGAAUACAAAAUCAUGGGUAGAAAAUGCACGGUCACCACUGAGUUCUCACCUGGCAUCAAGCUCUUCCACCCCUGAUGCAGAAAAGCACAGUGUUUUCCUGUGGCCUGUUGAUGAAGGAAAUGCCACUGAAAAGAGUGUAGUGAUUUAUUAGGUUCCAGGAUUCUGCACUUGGUAGAAGACAUAGUAAUAUAGUUUUUCUUUUUUCAAAAAGGAAGAAAAGGUUCAGUUUAGUCAGGAAUUAGGAGAGGACAUUGACGCAUACUGACGUGGGAACGAACACACCGGCUGCUUAGUUGUGAAUUGAGUGGCUCAGCCUCAGAACUGGAGGCAUUCAGUAGAAAGGACACAUGGGGAGUCUCCUGAGCCUUGUGGCUGGCUCUUGGAGAGGCUGAGCCUUGCCCAAAGCAGGGUUCUCAUAGGUGUUGUUACAGUCCAAGCUGUAGUCUCUUGUGACCGUGGGAAUGAACCUUCAAGAUUGAAAAGUGGAGUUCCCGAGCAGCAGUUUGGAGCUCUGGAUGCUGCAGUCCAGGUUUCCAGGAGCCCAGUCAUUAGCUCUUCCUUCUCUGCUGGCUGCAGCAUGCUGGCUGUGUGGCUAGGGAGAGCCAGUGUCCACUAGAACACGAUCCUGAGGGAGCAGGCUGGGUGGACAAGCACAGAGACAGACUUGAGCUCCCUGGGCUCUGCUCACGCCAGCCAGCAGGUGGUACUGUCCUGGGUAGCUGGCUUCCCAGGAAGGUCAGGAGAGGUCCCCAGCAAUGGCUCCUUCCACACUGGGCUGGGAACACAGUGGUGGCUGACUUGAGAUGAAGGGUUUAGAUCGAGAGAGAAAGCUGGCCGAGAACCUGCACACACUCAGACUGAAAUUUCUGAUGGAAAAAUUUAAUAAGGUAAAAUCUGGCAAAUGGGGUAAGCUAUUGGAGAAAUGAGAUAGUCCUGAUUAUUUCAUUUCUCUAAAAGACAGCUUUCAUCCAGUGGCACAUACUAAAGCAAAGGUUUUUUUCAUUUGCACAACUUAUCAAGCUCACCAGCUUCAUUUUGCGGAUGCAGAAUGAGGCAGGUGGUUCCCAGUACAGGAGGAGGAACAGGAUUGCUAAUAAAAGUGCUCAGCAUCAACAUGGAGCCAUUUGAAAAGGGAAAUGUCCACCACAUAGCAAGGGCCUAGAGAGCAUUUUCUGGUAUCUGGGUGCAUUCCCGUCAGCCACCGUGAUGGUGCCGGGCCAUCCACAGAGCCUGCCUACGCAGCUAGGGCCGUAUGCCAUGUGAGGGCUGUUUUUUUUGUUUUUUCUUUUUUAUUAAAGCCUGAGCUCUGCUUCAGUUGAUCUUUUUUGUAUUUUCGCCCUC